Penicillium oxalicum is the source of this 999-nucleotide messenger RNA. Its product is annotated as HVA22/TB2/DP1 family protein. Bases 1 to 999 code for a protein of 332 amino acids. The transcript is spliced from 3 exons. NCBI's taxonomy places the organism in Eukaryota, Fungi, Ascomycota, Eurotiomycetes, Eurotiales, Aspergillaceae. The record is from RefSeq and is a predicted model, not a curated record.
AUGUUCGGCAUCUUCGCGGACCUGUUGUCCUCCGUGAUCACCAUCCUCUUCCCCAUCUUCGCUUCCUAUAAGGCUCUACGCUCCGCGGAUCCCUCCCAACUGGCGCCAUGGCUGAUGUACUGGGUGGUGCUAUCUGUUGUACUGCUGGCGGAAUCCUGGACCGUGUUCAUUAUCGGGUGGUUCCCGUUCUAUAGUUGGAUUCGACUCACUUUUAUGUGCUAUCUCGUCCUCCCUCAGACACAAGGCGCUCGCAUACUAUACCAGGACUACGUUGAUCCGUUCUUGUUUCGCCAUGAGCGCGAUAUUGAGGAAUUCAUCGGUCGGUCGCAUGAGCGGGCCAAGGCACUCGGGCUGCAAUACUUUUACAAAGCAUUCGAUUUGAUCCGGGAAAAAGUCAUGGGCCUGCCUCCCCAGCAGCCAGCUCCUCCUCAUCCACCACCACCCUCGGGGCCCGCGGCCUACGCACAGUCCUUGUUAUCUCGAUUCAACCUUCCUACCGUUGGUGCCGCCUCCGUGGCCGGCGCCCCGACGGGUGCACCGACCGCGCCCCAGGACUGGUACUCUGUUCUGGGUGCGGCACUGGGCUCGGUCACGUCCUCGAGCAAGCCCCGUGAGGUGCACGAGGAGGAGUUAUCAGCCAGUGGGACCCUUCUCCAACGCAAACUGCAGACCAUGUCCGGUGCUGAGAAGGCGAGUUACAUUUCUCGGCAGCGAGAGGUAUUGGAUUAUCUGCGGUCUACCCUCAGCCGUGAAGAACAGUCCUUGGGUCGCGAGGACACGGACAGUGACCCUCUCGCCUACGGCGCUCCGCUCCGGAAGAACCCAAGUGAUACUUCAUUCGACGUGCUUGAUGACGAAGACUUAGGAAACCGUCCAGGUUUGCGCCAGACGAGCAGCCGCUGGACAUCAGGCUGGCUCGGGGUGAUCGAGACUCAUCAGGCUCAUUCGGCGGUGCUGACCAUGCUCGUGCGUCCGGAUACGACCGUUACUGAGGCGUAG